CUCACACAGACACCGUAAUGCGGAAGUGUCGCUGUGUCUCUGUCUUUCCAUUCAGAUGUGUAGUGCGGCUUAGCUAGGGGUGGGGGACAGUGACAGGAGAGCCAUGAAGAUCGGUUCGUCGGUGUUUGCUUGCUGCUGCCUGCUUGUCCAAGUGGUGGGCCUGGCUCUGUUCCUGCGGGGGUUCUUCCCAGUCCCUGUCCGCUCUCAGUCCAGGAGAAGCAGCGCCUCUGAUGUACCUGCAGAACCAUCGGCCGCAGGCUUGUCAUCCAACUGGACUCGGCCUCCACAUCCUCUUUUCAAGAGGGUAGUCAUUUUUCUCAUAGAUGGCUUGAGACAGGACUUUAUAUUUGGAACAAAAGGCAAAGAGCACAUGUCUUAUAUUACACAGCUUAUUCAGAAAGGAACAACACACAGCUUUAUAGCAACAGCAACUGCACCAACGGUUACCAUGCCACGGAUUAAGGCCUUGAUGACUGGCACCAUACCUGGGUUUAUUGACAUCGUCAUGAACCUGAACUCACAAGAACUGCAGGAAGACAAUUUGAUAUGGCAAGCUAAGCAAGCAGGGAAAAGAAUAAUAUUUUAUGGUGAUGAUACUUGGAUAAAACUUUUCCCAAAACAUUUUGUGGAGUAUGAUGGAACAACAUCCUUCUUUGUGUCAGAUUUUACUGAGGUUGACAAGAAUGUAACCAGACACUUAGAUGACGUUUUAAAGAGAAAUGAUUGGGAUAUGUUGAUUCUUCACUAUCUUGGACUAGAUCACAUUGGACAUCUGACUGGACCACACAGUCAUUUAAUUGGACCAAAACUUUAUGAAAUGGACAUGGUCUUAAAAAAAAUCCACUCUGCUCUCUUGUUAAAGGAUGAAGAUUCUGUUCCAAGUUUAAUUGUUGUCUGUGGUGACCAUGGUAUGUCUGAAGUGGGCAGUCAUGGGGGGUCUUCUGAAGAAGAAGUACAGACUCCACUGGUUUUAAUAAGUUCAGCAUUUCAAAACAAAGCUGGUCAGUUUACAGCACCAGAGACGGUCCAACAGACUGAUGUGGCUCCGACCCUGGCUCUGGGCCUUGGGCUGCCAAUUUCAAGAAGCAGCUUAGGAAAACUUAUAACUGCCGUUGUAGACCACAAGACAAUGAGAGAACAAUUGAGAUUCCUUCAUUUAAAUGGUCAUCAGUUAUGUAAACUUCUGAAGGAGAACUCGGAAGCUUAUGAAAAAGAUGAAGGCUUGGAGCUAUUUAAGAAAGCAGAAAAGUAUCACGAAAAUUGGAUCAAGCUGUACUUGGAAGGAAAUACAUCUGAAACCCUUACUAACCUUGGCCAAAAACUUCUCAAGCAGUAUCUGGAAGCACUGAAAAAGUUGAGUUCUACAUUAAGCAAACAGGUGGCAGAGUACGAUAUUUAUUCAAUGACUGUUGGAGCUAUCAUAACUUUAGAGAUGUUUUUCCUACUUUUGCUGUGUGUUCCAAAUGCUCUUGGAAACAAAGCAGAGUUUGAUUUGCCGCUGGCAUCGCCACUUUUCUCACUGUUUUUCUACUUGACAUGCCUAGUGCUGGCUGCUGUCCAUGUUAUUGUAUGCACAUCUUCAGAAAACACAUGCUUUUUCUGCAGCAUAUCGUGGGUGUUGGCGAUUGGGAUUAUGGUACUCGUCUCUGCACUUUUUUGCAUUAUUUUAUCUAUUUUUGGAAAAAUGAUAUUGCGUCUAAAACCAUCAAAUGAGGUAACAAACUCGGGCAUGCAGUCCUGGUCAGAGCUGGACAUCCUCCUUUUGGUAGGGACUCUGGGUCAUGUGAUUAGUAUGGGCUCAAGUAGUUUCAUUGAGGAAGAACACCAAACAUGGUAUUUUCUUGUUAGUACACUGUGUCUGGCUCUAUCCCAGGAAAUGUGUCGGAAGUACUUUCUUGUAAAAAAGGGAAAUUUAUCAAACUCUGCAGUUUUCAAUCAAGCAGAGGAAGAAGAUGCAUACAUUAAUGAGGUUUAUGAUGCCCAUAAAAAAGAGUUACAAGAGGAAAAGUUAACAAUUAUAACUCGGUUUAUAAAAAACAAUGAAAAAUGGAUUGCGUUAUCGAGUCCGGGCCUUAUCCUUAUUUGUUGUCGAUUACUACGUCCCCUCAAUCAGACAGGAGUUCAGUGGAUUCAUCGACAAGAUUUUGGCCAUUGGUUGACAAGCUCUGAACACAAGGCUGAACUUUCAUUUCUGGUAGCUGUCUGCUUAAUUAUGAUAUUUAUUUUAAUUCAAGGAAAAUGCUCUGUAGUAUCUAAAGUUGCAUUGAUGUUUGGACUGUUAGGGGUGUACAGUUACCGAGCUGCUAUAGGACAUGUUUUAUAUCCAUGGCAACAAAGUGCUAAAGAAAUUACAAAGGGAAUCACAGAAGCUCGUUUUGUCUACAUAUUUGUCCUUGGAAUUCUUAUCACUGGUAUAAAGGACCUUUUGACAUCACAUGUUCUAAAUGCAGAUUCAAAAGCUAAAGCGGUUGGCUUAUGGGAAAUUUACAGCGGGCUUAUUUUGCUAGCAGCUCUUUUGUUUAGACCACACAACCUUGCAGUGCUGGUUUUCUGCUUACUCAUUCAGCUUAUUUUCACUAUGUUCAUCUGGAAGAUCUUGAAAUACGAUGCUGCUGAAAUCACGAUAAUGCAUUAUUGGUUUGGACAGGCUUUUUUCUUCUUCCAGGGCAAUUCAAAUACUAUAAGUACUGUAGAUAUAUCUGCUGGCUUUGUGGGACUAGAUAACUAUGUUGAGUAUCCAGCUAUUUUCCUAACUAUUUUUGUGACAUAUAGCGGCCCCCUCCUUUGGACUAUGCACAUGCUUUAUUACCUCAGUGCCGAAACAAACUGGAAUUCUACUGCUGUUGCUCAUGGUUGUUACUGCUACGCAAUAAUUCGCUCCCUACCAGUCACGGUGUACAUCCUUCUGGUGACAGCCCUUCGUUACCACUUGUUUAUAUGGAGUGUUUUUUCACCAAAGUUGCUCUAUGAAGUGAUACAUCUGUCUAUCUCGGCAGUAGUUUGUGCAGUGUUCAUUGCUGUAGAUAAGAACCAAGUUAAUAAAUCUGAAGGCUGAGGUGUCCUAAUGAAGAUUCAGAA
Rana temporaria (common frog) is the source of this 3078-nucleotide messenger RNA. RefSeq names its product phosphatidylinositol glycan anchor biosynthesis class G (gene PIGG). The coding region runs from base 104 to 3055 and encodes 983 amino acids. The record is from RefSeq and is a predicted model, not a curated record. The transcript is spliced from 13 exons. Gene Ontology annotation, biological process: GPI anchor biosynthetic process. NCBI's taxonomy places the organism in Eukaryota, Metazoa, Chordata, Amphibia, Anura, Ranidae. Gene Ontology annotation, cellular component: endoplasmic reticulum membrane.